Messenger RNA from Bipolaris oryzae ATCC 44560, 1974 nucleotides. RefSeq lists its product as uncharacterized. Bases 1 to 1974 code for a protein of 657 amino acids. Lineage: Eukaryota; Fungi; Ascomycota; Dothideomycetes; Pleosporales; Pleosporaceae. The transcript has a single exon. Gene Ontology annotation, molecular function: cysteine-type endopeptidase activity. Gene Ontology annotation, biological process: proteolysis. The record is from RefSeq and is a predicted model, not a curated record.
AUGGCAUACAAGGCACUUCUUAUUGGAGUAAAUUACUACAACAUCCCGGGACAAAACGAUUUACUGGGCUCCGUUCCUGAUGUUGAGUUUGUUCACCAAUUCAUCAAAAAGUCUCGUCCGACUGCGAAAAUUACAACGCUUACAUCCAGCAAAGGGCCAGGUCCAACACGGGGAGCACCCGCAGAAGAUCCCAAACUAUGGCCGACACGCGAAAAUGUGAUUUCAAGCCUUGAGAUUAUAUUGGACGAAUCAACGGUGGGAGAUGCUGUAUACAUCCACUUUUCUGGCCAUGGGACAACCAUUCCAGACCCAGAAUCUGCUUCGCGCGCACACGGCCACCUUGCGCUGGUUUUAUUCAGUAACACAGGCGGGGAAUACUAUCUCCGGGGUGAAGAGCUUGCAGGAAUUCUCAAUCGCAUGGUCACCAAGGGUGUUCUAGUCUCGUUAGUCCUCGACUGCUGCUUUGCUGGAAGUGUCGCUCGCUCCAAACACGGCUGGGAUUCCCUUCGCGCGGUACCCUACGAUCCAAGAUUGAAUCCCAGAGCUACUGUUCAUUUAGGCAACCAGUUUGUAGGCGAUGGGCUUCGCGGCGCGCGAAUUCAGUCUAAAUGGCUCACUCACCCAGAAGGCUAUGUGGUCCUUGCCGCGUGUGGCCCUCAAGAGGAGAACAAAGAGGUCCAAGUUGGGGACCGGAAGUAUGGCAUGUUGACAUUCAUCCUUGUCAACGCCCUUGAAACCCUAUUGAAGAAGGGCAUAGAGGUCACGUAUCGCUCCCUGUACGACCUAAUCCGCACUGAAUUCCACGUGCGCUGUCUCAGCCAGGUCCCAAUGCGAUACGGAAACGAAAAUUUUACCUUCUUUGGGAUACCAUAUUCUGAGUCAGAAGUGGCCUUGAUACCCGUGUACAAACUGGCCAAUGCUGACAACCUACAACUAGCUGCGGGUGCAGCGCAUGGACUUGUAGCCGGAGAUGAGUUCGCCUUGUACCGUCUCUAUUCAUCUCAGGAUGCUCGAUCAUUUCAGAGACAACCGCCAAUAGAGAAGACCAAAAUAAUUCAAACAGAUAGUCUCACAUCCGAGCUGGACGUGAUUAACCCCAAGAAUUACACACCGGGCGCUGUUGCGAAAGCGAAACUCCUGACAUCCACGGCGCUUACAAAGGCCGUGGUACGACUUUCGGAUACCAUGCACAACCGUGACCAGUGGAUCGAGUCGAUUUCAAGCAAAGCGUUCAUAACAACGGAGAUCACAGAGUUGCGAGGCUGUUCCGCGUUCAACUUGAUAAACAAAGACGGGGAUUACCACAUACAGUGGGAUUCGCUAGAGCCAGUUCUAGGCACACCGAUAGUCCCGCAGGACCAAACUGAUGCGAUGGCCUCUGUAGUUGCCGCGCUGGAACAUCUUGGCGCAUUCAAAUACUUUGAAUCAAUCCGGAAUCGUGCAGAAACAGCGGAAUGGGUAAAAAAGUUUCAAAUAACGGCUAAGAGCAACGGUAGUUCCACGGCUCGUCAAAACGGAAUACUGCAGCUCAGUGAAUUGGAUCACAUCAGUAUACGUGUGCAGAAUUUGUCUAGCGAGCCAUUGUAUUUUGCAAUCCUGAACCUUACUCCGUGUUGGGAAAUUGUGAACGUAUUAUCAGACGGAGGAGAAGGAGGAUUCAUGGUCAUUCCACCUCACGAAGUGGAUGAAUGCGAGUUAGAGAUGGAGAUACCAGAAGAAUUCAAGGUGCAAGACAUACUUUCCUGCCAGGAUGUUCUCAAGAUAUUCAUCACUAGCCAGCCGACCUCAUUCGCUUCACAGCUCCUUCCUAAGCUAACCAGGAGCAGCAGUGGCUCCCGCUCGAGCAUGGCAGAGUACACUAGGAGAAUUCGAAACUCGAUUCAUCAGCUGGGAGAUUCAAAUCGGAAUCCGUCGCGAAAUACCGAGUAUUGGUCGACUCAAGACUUUAUUGUAAAAACUUCUCGUAGAGCAUAG